This is a messenger RNA of Salvia splendens (bonfire salvia), 826 nucleotides long. RefSeq names its product remorin 1.4. The record is from RefSeq and is a predicted model, not a curated record. NCBI's taxonomy places the organism in Eukaryota, Viridiplantae, Streptophyta, Magnoliopsida, Lamiales, Lamiaceae. The transcript has 4 exons. Bases 233 to 820 code for a protein of 195 amino acids.
UAACUUUUUAAUUAAUUUGAGCUCUCUGUAAAGAGGAAAGAUGGCUUCCACAUUUACAACGUCUGAGAGUCGAAGACAACUCCAAGAUUGUAAGAAAAGAAACAAGAAUUCUUUGCUUUUUCACCACUUUUUCUGCUCAAACAUACAUAUAUAUAAGUGUGUUUGUUUGUCUUAUGAUUUCAUCUCCCACUGUUCAUAACAACGUAAACAAAUUUAAUCAAAAUCGAAUCCAAUGAUGCGACGCAAUUAUGAAGCCAACGACUCUGAUUUUGCUUCGGCAGUUGCUGCUUCUGCUCAUGCCAUACAUUCUCUUGGUGAAAUAACUCCAAAUCCUAAAACUGCAAGAGCAAAUACCAGAAAACAAGAGCUGCAACAACGAGAUUCAAUGAGAAAGGCAUCUAUGAAAGAGACCAGGGGUUCACCUUCACCCUCUGUUACGCCUGCGAUUUCUUUUACUGGUGAUAGAAGGUAUACACAACCAUUUCGACAAUCAGAUUCUAAAGCAGAUGCUUGGGAAAAGGCUCAGAUAGCCAGGAUUCGUAAACGGUAUGAGAAUCUGCACAAUGACAUUAAGGCUUGGGAAAAUGAGAAGAAAUUGGGAGAGAAACAUCGGAUUGAAAGGAAGAAGGGAGAUUUGGAACUCAAAAAAUCAAGAAACAUGAAGCAUUACUAUAACAAGAUAGCCAGGAUCGAUCAUGUAGCUCAGGGAACAAGAGCACGGAUCGAGGAGAAAAGAAAACAUGAAGAAUCCACCGUGAAAGACAAAGCUAGGGAAAUGAGAGCUACAGGAAAAGCUCCUGUUAGUUGCUUCUGCUUCUAACAAGAC